UCAGAAGUGUACGAGAUGAAGUUCGCGUUGGUUCUGGUCGUCUUGUGUGUUGUGGCGGUUUCGGCCCAUUGGGGUAGAUGGAAUAGGGAAUGCGGAAGGAUGAGUUGUUUGGAUAGGGUGUUUAAAAGUGGUCAUCAGGAAUGCUGCAAGAAAUACGAGUUGAAUGGUGGUUGGAGGAAACAUUGGAGAUCCUAUCCCCAUAGUCAUGGACAUCGACACCAUCAUUGGAAUGGUACAAAUCAUUCACAUCAUCCAAAUCAUCCGCAUCAUCCGCAUCAUCCGCAUCAUCCGCAUCAUCCACAUUAUCCGCAUAAUCCACAUUAUCCGCAUAAUCCACAUUUCCCAUGUAAAAAUCACACACAAAUACCUCCAAUUCCUACAACCACGACAACAACUACCACUGAAAAACCAACUCCAAGUACUACCACAACAACUACCACUGAAAAACCAACUCCAAGUACUACCACCACGACAACAACUACCACUGAAAUACCAACAACGAAACCUGAAAUAACUACACUUAAUAUAUCGGAACCAACAACAGAAUUAGAACCCACAAUUUCCGAUAUUACAACAGAUAUUCCAGAGGAAAUAACGACAGAGCUUACUGAAAUAUUCCCAGAAGCACAAUAAUUUGUAUUUUGUUUGUAAACUUAUUUCUUUUUAAAUAUAUUUGAAUUAGCAUUAGAAACAUUUGCGUUAUUAGAAACCAGCCAACUGUAAUCGAUUCAAAUUAUUGAAGUGUACAUAUUCUGUUGUUAUCACUAAAAUAAAAUUGCAUAAAUUUUAUGUAACGAAUAAGAAA
Molecule: messenger RNA, 805 nt
Organism: Nicrophorus vespilloides
Lineage: Eukaryota; Metazoa; Arthropoda; Insecta; Coleoptera; Silphidae
Product: protein lozenge-like
Exons: 2
Coding region: 16-633 (205 amino acids)
Source: RefSeq, a predicted model, not a curated record